AAUAGUGCGAGCUUUUCUACCCUCCUUUUUUUUGUACCCAAAAUUCUAACAACUUGCGUUACAUUCCAUUUGUAUCAUUUCUGUUGUGUGGAGAGGUUUUACGUAUGCAAGAAGAUACACCUCAAGGAACGAGCACAACUUGGGAAGAAACAACUAGUCAGUCUUCUCAAGAGGACACAAUUUCAGAAGCAGGUUUUGAUAGCAGUUCUAGUUUUGACGACUUGGAUGACGUUUUGGGACUGGAAAAUCCCGACAUUUUCCCCUUUUUACCUACUGAAGUUCCUUUGUUUGAAGAUGUAUGGCCUGUAUUCGAAAGGCUUGAGCUUUUCCAAGAGUUGAUACAAUUCAUAAAGAAUGAAAGAGAAGCGUUGAAGAAACGUUUUCAAUUACGACAAACAUACUUGCACGAGAAAAGAAAAUCAGCAAAGGAGAAAUUGGAGUUCAAGUUUAAACAAGCGCAAGACAAGUUACGUAUACGAAAGGAAAGAAUUGGUCAGCAAUUUCAGUCUGCCAGAGGUUCCUUGAAGCACCGCAGAGAAAAACUCAAAGAAAGCUUAAAGAAACAGCGAGAACGUUUUAAGGAGGCGUUGAGACAGCCUCUUUUUGUGAAGACUAUCGACAAGUUUGCGUUUAUUGUGGGAAUUGCAAACCUGGUCGUGACCGAAUAUUUUCUCUUAAGAGCUCCACGAGCACUAUGGAAAUAUUAUUUAUUGCUAAUUGGACCUCUUAUGAUAUUGAGAUAUUGGUUAUAUAGACGUGCAAAGUUUCAUUAUUUUAUGUACGACUUUUGUUACUUUGCUCAAAUUUUGCUCAUCGUUUCUCUCUUAUUUUAUCCAACUAGUCAAGUUUUUCAUCGCAUCAAUUUCGGUAUUGCCAACGGACCAUUGGCUUGGGCAAUCGUGUUGUGGAGAAAUUCGUUGGUAUUCCAUUCACUGGAUAAAAUGACUUCCUUAUUUAUUCAUUCCUUUCCGCCUUUGGUUACUUAUUGUUUACGUUGGUAUCCCGAAGCUUGCGAAUGGAAGGAGACGACUCGUUUACAUUUUCUUAUACAGAUGGUAGGAGCACCAUUUGCUUUGUAUUUGUUAUGGCAACUUUUGUAUUUGUUGAAGACGGAAUGGUUUUCCAGAAAAAAGUUGAAACAGGAUCCGGAUUUGAUGACUUCAUUACGAUAUUUGACUAAAGAAAGAACUAGUCUGUCUUAUCAUAUGAUUAGUAUGUUUGGGGAACAAUAUCAACUCGCCACUUUUGUGGGUCUUCAGUGUGUCUAUACGCUGUUAACGUUAUUCUUUUCUACGCUCUUAUAUAAUCAUCAAUGGUUUCAUGCGGUGUUUCUUGCUUGUAUGGGUUUCGCAUCGUUAUGGAACGGUGCCAGUUAUUAUUUUGAUAUUUUUGCUAGACGUUAUAUGCAAGAAGUCUUUGCUAGAACAAAAUCUGAAAGUUACAAUGCUCAAAAUACCUUGGAAAAGAAAAAUGAGUAAUAUAGAUAAAGCAAUGAAUGA
Molecule: messenger RNA, 1499 nt
Organism: Galdieria sulphuraria
Lineage: Eukaryota; Rhodophyta; Bangiophyceae; Galdieriales; Galdieriaceae
Exons: 6
Coding region: 105-1478 (457 amino acids)
Biological process (GO): phosphatidylcholine biosynthetic process
Source: RefSeq, a predicted model, not a curated record